This is a messenger RNA of Chlorella variabilis, 1230 nucleotides long. RefSeq lists its product as hypothetical. Bases 1 to 1230 code for a protein of 409 amino acids. The record is from RefSeq and is a predicted model, not a curated record. The transcript has 13 exons. Gene Ontology annotation, molecular function: oxidoreductase activity. Lineage: Eukaryota; Viridiplantae; Chlorophyta; Trebouxiophyceae; Chlorellales; Chlorellaceae.
AUGCCGGGCCUGGUAGCAACUACCGACCAGACUGGACAGAAUGGGCACUCAGAUGACAAGCAGGACACCUGCGAUUGCAUCAUAGUCGGCGCGGGGCCGGCAGGCCUCAGCGCGGCGCUGAUCCUGGGGCGCGCCCGCCGCUCGGUGCUGCUGUUUGAUUCCGGCGAGAAGCGGAAUGAGGCCAGCCUGGUGCAGCACGCAAUCCUGGGAGCAGAUGGAUACGACCGUCUCCGCUUCCUGGAGCGGGCGCGGCGCCAGGUACUGCGGUACCCAACCGUGAAGCUGCACUGCCUGGCUGUGUGCGACAUCGACGUGGGGGUGGUGGAGGCGGAGCAGAAGUGCCCAGAGGGCCAGCCCAACUGCCACGCAGUGCUGCGCGAUGGCCGGCGCAUCACCGAGACAGACCGCUUCACGGUUCACACUGAGGACGGGCGGCAGUGGAGGAGCAAGAAGGUCAUCCUGGCCACAGGCGUGCGGGACCUGAUACCCGACAUUGAGGGCUUUGACACGUACUGGGGCCGCGGCAUCUGGGUCUGCCUGUACUGCGAUGCUUACGAGUACACCGGCCAGCCGCUGGGCGCCUACGGCAACGGCGAGCGCGGUGUGCACAUCGCCUUCGAGAUGCUGCUACGGUCCACGGAUGUCACCCUUUUCACCGACGGCGAGACGCUCAAGGCCACCGACAUGGAGCGCGAGCUGCUGGCCAAGCACGGCAUCGCCGUGAUUGAGACGCCCAUCGCGCUGGCGGUGGGCGACAAGGGCGGCCAGCUCAGCGGCGUCGUCUUGCAGGAUGGCUGCUUCAUACCGAUCAAGGCCCUGUUCUUCAACACCGGGCGCAUGCAGUCGUCCACGCUGCCUGAGAAGAUGGGGCUGCCUGCCGACGACCGCGGCGACAUUGUGUGCGAGGCCAAGGGGAACGUGCUGGCCAUCCACGGCCUGUAUGUGGCGGGCAACUGCGCCACCGCACCGCUGAAGCUGGUCAUGACGGCGGCCUCCCAGGGCGCCAUCACCGGCGCCAAGGUCAACUCAGAGUUACUGUACGAGGAGCUGGGAUUAGGUGAUGACGAGGGCGAGGCGUACAUCUGCAGCCUGGAGGGCUCGCGCACCAGCGCCAACCAGUGCAGGCGGGAGUUUGGGGAGGCGGGCAGGCGCCACCGCUCCCACCCCACUAUCGGCGGGGUCUGGGAGGAGGCGCGGGAGCAGAAGGUGGGCUCCUCAGGGGCGCAGUGA